This is a messenger RNA of Dendrobium catenatum, 474 nucleotides long. RefSeq lists its product as uncharacterized. Lineage: Eukaryota; Viridiplantae; Streptophyta; Magnoliopsida; Asparagales; Orchidaceae. Bases 1 to 474 code for a protein of 157 amino acids. The transcript has a single exon. The record is from RefSeq and is a predicted model, not a curated record.
AUGCUUGUUACUGGCAACAAUCACCAGUUCAUCCAGAAUCUCAUUGCCAAUCUUAAAACUGCUUUUUCCCUCAAAGAACCCAUCCCUGUCUCAAUGUUCUUAGGCAUUCGAAUCACCCCAGUCCCAGAUGGCCACUUCCUUGACCAGCAACAAUAUUCCCAAGCCAUUUUGCAAACCAGUGGUUUUCUUAACUGUAAACCUUCUACUACUCCCAUUGCUCUCAAAUCGCAAACUCAAACAGCUCCAGCUCAACCGUCACACGACUCAACCUUCUACAGGCAGCUAGUAGGCUCUCUCCAAUAUUUAACCAUUACAAGACCGGACAUCACAUUUUCUACCAACCAAAUCUGUCAGCAUAUGCAUGAUCCUAAACCAAUCAACUUUAAAGCCAUGAAGAGACUUCUCCGUUACAUACAGGGCACCAUUGCAUAUGGACUUGCCCUACUUUACAGCAACCUGGACCUCUCAACUUAA